Molecule: messenger RNA, 1980 nt
Organism: Balaenoptera ricei (Rice's whale)
Lineage: Eukaryota; Metazoa; Chordata; Mammalia; Artiodactyla; Balaenopteridae
Product: regulator of G-protein signaling protein-like
Source: RefSeq, a predicted model, not a curated record
AUGAGCAAUGCUGAUAUAAUUGGUUCUACAAAUCUUAUAAUUCUUCUAGAGGAUGAAAUCUUUGCUGAUUUUUUCAACACAUUUCUUUCUCUCCUAGUCUUUGGUCAGACACCAUUUUACACUCUCGAAAAUUCAUAGUGGAGCUUGUGGCCAGAAAUACCCCAUGACUUGAUUGCAAAGUACAAUGGAUUAGUGACCUGGUUGGAAAAAUACCGGUUACCUUUCUUCUGUAAAACCGACUUGUGUUUCCAUUACAUUCUCUGUCAGGAGUUCCUCACUUUCGUUAAGUCCCCAGAAGGAGCCAAGAUGAUGAGAUGGAAAAAGGCAGACCAGUGGCUACUCCAGAAAUGCCUUGGCGGGGUCAGAGGGAUGUGGCGCUUCUGUACCUACCUCAAGGGCAGUGCAGGUGAAGAGCUGGUGGAUUUCUGGAUUCUUGCUGAGAAGAUUCUGAGCAUAAAUGAGAUGGACCUGGAAAUGAGAGACCACUACCUGUCCCUCCUCUUCAUGCUGAAGGCCACCCAUCUGCAGGAAAGCUCAUGGGUGGUGACUCUCUGCUAUAUGAACAUCGAGGCCCUUCUGAACCUUUCUAUCUGGCAUCCCAACCAGUCAACCACCAGGAGGGAAAUCCUGAGCCACAUGCAAAAAGUGGCUCUGUUCAAACUCCAGAGCUAUUGGCUCCCUAACUUUUACACCCACGCUAAGACGAUCAUGACCAAGCAGGAAUCGUGCCAGGCUCUGAUGCAGGAAUACGAGACUCGCCUGUACAGUAUCUGCUAUACCCACGUAGGAGGGCUCCCUCUGAGUAUGAGCAUCAAGAAGGGCCACCACCCCCAGAAGCGGUACUCGAGCAGGAGGGCCAAGAGGAAGAUGUGGCACUUGAUAGACCAUGGCUCUUGGUCUCUGGAAAUGAAUACCAAUCCAGAUACCAACACUUUGCUCCCCCAGGAGCUGUUUCCUCAAGGCAAGUUGGUUAUACAAAUGCCUUCCCUUAAAGAGACCUCUUCAAAGGAGAGAAUCAUUGGUUCCCAGGAAAAGGAUAUUCUUUGUGCCAAGAAGUCCAACGUGCAGAACAAAGCCAAGAGCCACCUCCACAUGGAGGGCCUUAUUGAGACAUCAUUCUCUACCCACCUGAGGACUGUCACCCCCAUCAUCAAUUACUCCCCCCACAUGAUAAUCAAGAAGUCCGUGAAGCAAAACCUCUCCUUCGGGUACACCCACUGGGCCUUGUGUGCUGAUGCCUGUGCAGGGACUCCCUUCUGGGACCACCUGAAGAAGCAAAAUUUGAAAGUGGAGGUCCAACUCCUGGACCUCUGGCAGGACCUGCACCAUUUCCUCAGUGUCCUGAUGAGUAACAGGAAGACUGGGAAAGAUUUUCGUCACAUUCUGGGAAACUGGAUCUGUAAGCUCUACCUGAAUGAGCAGAUUGGUCUACGCCUACCACUAAAAUCCCAAACCAUCAAAGGCCUGAAGGAGCUGCUGCCAUCUGGGGAUGUGAACCUCUGGAUUCCCAGAUCCCAGAAGGAGAUCUGCAAUAUGCUUAGCCGCUGGUAUGCUGAAUUACUGGAGGAAGAGGACUACUGGUUUCUCAUUUUUACAACUCAGAGCAGGCUCACCAGAACCAGGUGGCAUCAAAGAGAAUCUAUAAGCAAAGAAGCGACCAUUCUUCCUUAUAAGAGAUUUGAGGAAUCUCUGGAGUUAAGCCAGGGUUUGGCUAACAUGGAAGAAAUGGAAUCUAUGCAGUGGCAAAAGAUAGCUACUGAGGAUUUGAAGAAAGGCAGGUCUCUCUGGCUAGAAAGGAAGUCUCCAGUGUCUCUGGCAACUAAGGUCAAGAAAAUGUCCUUUGAGGAACUCUGCUGUAAGUAUCCAAAGGUGGCCAUAGAGAAGAUCAGUGAUGACUACAAAAUAUAUUGUGAAAAAUCACCUCAAAGAGCCUCUUGGCAUAAGAAACUUGAAGUGAUUGAGCUCCUACUGUGUCCCUAG